This is a messenger RNA of Physella acuta, 3180 nucleotides long. RefSeq lists its product as uncharacterized. The record is from RefSeq and is a predicted model, not a curated record. Gene Ontology annotation, molecular function: transmembrane transporter activity. Gene Ontology annotation, cellular component: membrane. NCBI's taxonomy places the organism in Eukaryota, Metazoa, Mollusca, Gastropoda, Physidae. Gene Ontology annotation, biological process: transmembrane transport.
CGUCACUAAUGAUAACUAAAAUAAAAUCGAAACAAGAGUUAGUCCACAUCACACCACAACGCUGUUUUAAAGUAGAGCUAGAUUAGCAACUUACUAUCUAAAUAUAUUGGUGCUGACUGGCCAGUGGUAGAGAUGGAUGCAUUACGUUUUCGACAGAUAAUAGCAUUUGGCCUUGGGUGGUUAGCCUAUGCUUCAACAUAUUUUCUACGUAAACCUUUAGGAGUGAUCAAAGCAGAUCUUCACACUUUUAUGAAUUUAAGCCACACACAGUUGGGAUGGUUGGACACAGCAUUACUUUUUCCCUAUGCAUUCAUGCAGAUUCUUCUGGGGCCCUUGGGUGACAGGUUUGGUGCACGUAAAACUUUUGGUGUGUGCAUGAUGUUAUCGGCCUUGUCUAUGAUUUCAUUUGGAUACUUCUCAAGUUUUGCUGUCUGGUUUCUGUUGCUGUUUUUAAACGGAACUGCUCAGAGCCAGUGCUGGCCAAACUGCACAAAAGGUUUGUUGUGCUGGUUCUCUGACUCUGUGAGGAAUUCCAUGUUCGGCAUGUUUGGGACCUGCGCAUUUGCCGGUGGCAUCAUUGGAACAAUGAUAUCAGUUUAUCUACAAUCUGCUUAUGGCUGGAGAUCUGUAUAUUUCUUCCCUUCCAUUAUUGUUUUUGUGCUCGGCUUUCUGGUGUUAAUUUUGUUCACCCAACCUGAUGAGCUGAACAUGGAAGUCCCAGGCAGAAGUGUAGAUAAAGCUAAGGAGGGAGAAAAGAAUCCUAAUGUUACAGAGAAACCAAGGAUGAUUGACUUGUGGAGAAUGCCAAUGAUAGCAGAAGUUUCCAUUGCUGUUUUCUGCCUCAAGGUAGUCAGAUACUGCAUGUACAUGUGGCUGCCAAUGUAUUUACUGCAAGCUUUAAACUACCCCAAGAGUAUGGCUGGGAUAUUCUCUACAGUGUUUGAGAUUGGAGGGGUAACAGGCAGUGCCUUGAUAGGAUUUGCCUUGGACAGGUAUUACAAAGGGCAGACACUCCGAGGCAUAGCAUUGUUUGUUCUGAUCUCCACGGUUGCACUCAUCCUCUUUCUUAUAACCAGCACAUGGGGUGUCUUCAUCAACUCCUUGUUUAUGUUCAUUGCUGGGGCUUUCAAUGCUGGACCUGACAUCUUGUUAUGUGGCACUGUACCUGCUGAUCUGGUGGAAAAACAAAACAAAAAUGCUGCCACAGCCACUAUAGGACUCGUCAAUGGGUUUGGCAGCAUAGGCACAUGCAUUGAAGGGCCCAUCAUUGGUCUGCUGACGGCCUACUUUGGCUGGCCAGGUAUGUUCCCACUGAUGAUUGGGUUGUCUGCCCUGGGUGCAGUGGCCACCUACAGAGCUGCCUCCAUCCACGCCCGGGUCAACAUGGCAACGACAGAUUUUAUUGAAGGUGUUUAAAUCUUCAUCUCAUGCUUUUUCUCGUGGGCUAUUGUAAAAUUGUACAGUGGGGUAUUUUAUAGAUUUUUUUACCCAAUAAUUUAAUUGAAUGAGAUGUAUUUUGUAACGCUAAUGACAGAUGUAUGUUUUUUUAAUCUAAAAUGGAAUAUAUAUGCUGCUUAUUAUAAAUACUAAUACAUUCUGAAGUUUUCCUGUGAAAAUUUCAUUGGGAAAGAUUAAACUUAUGUUGCGACAUUCUAAUAAAUUAUUUUAAUUAUUAAAAACUCAAUACAUAUCACAUGUAUGAUAAACAUUUCAAAACAAAGUGAUGUAAAAAUAUUAUAUUUAUUUAUUUAACAUAUUAUUGGUAGAUAAGUAUGUGUGGUUAUUUAACUUAAACUUAAGUGAGUUAGCUUUUUUUACUGAGCUGGUAAUGUUUAAAAAAAAAUUGCUGUUAAAAGAUGAAAUUUUGUUUCACCUGGUAAGACAGGUCGUGAAAUUUUGUUAUUUACAAUCAAUUUAAAAUGGAAUUGUAUGGAUUACAGUAUUAACUUUUUCACACUGUUAUUGUCAGUUUUAGAUGCUAUACUGAUUAUUCACAUCAUGCCAUUUAAUCACGCACUUACGAUUUACCUGUUUAUAACACCUGAUCAACUUACUGCCAAUCCAUUUUGUUGGGUGUUGCGUCAACAGGCGAAUGUUAUACAGAUCAUACCUGGUUGUACGUGGUCAUAAAUUGGUCAUUACUGGUUCAUUCCUCUACUGCCUCGCUUUCUUAGUCAAACAGAUCUUAUGUUGGUAUUUUCCUUCUGUUGUCCCCAUCCCCCUCCACAUACUCCCCACACCACCUACUACCCCCACCCCCCUCCAUUCACCCAUGCAUAAGCUGAAGGGUGGGAUCCACAUGGCAUAAUUUACAUCUGGUGUUUUUCAAUUUUUUUAUACCUUGAUACCCUUUGUGUUACCUUGCUAGUUUUUUUUUUUAUGAAUACACAAUAUUUUGUGUGGUUACCUUGUAGGCUGCUGAUAAUGUUAUCAUUUAUUUGUCAUUGGAUUAAGAUUUUGUUUAUGUUAAAAACAAGAGUUGCUCUUUUUUCCUUAGCCUGGUUAGUGAUUCAUAUUACAUAAUUAUAAAUCAUUAUAUAUUUAGUGUAUUAGAAUACUGGAGGUCUAAAGCAGACUAGGAUAGAGGACUUCAGAGGUCUUUCUGAGGUCCUAAAGUAGACUAGAGGACUUGAGAGGUCCUACUAAGGACCAAAAGCAGAUUAGAAAAGAGGACUUGAGAGGUCCUAUUGAGGUCCUAAAGGAGACUAAUAUAGAUGACUUAAUAAGUCCUACUGAGGUCAUACAGCAGACUAGUAUAGAGGACCUGCUAGGUCCUAAUACAACAACCUUGAUCUAGUAGUCAUAGUAGGUUUAAACUUAUGUCCAAUUUAGAAGUGGUAAAAGGUAUGAUAAGUUAGUUGUAAGUAUGGUAGUCUUCAUGUGUACACAAGGCUACACACAUUCAAAGUAUCUGUUGUUUUACAGCCUUUGUGUCUCAUUAUAUAGGGCUCAACAUUUUCACAAAAUGUGUUGUUCCUGUUGUGAUGAUAUGCCAGGUUCACUGUGUUCUUCAGAACUCUAGUCUGUAGAUGCGAAAAAAUCUGGCAAUGAACUAUGCAAGAACAAAAUUACUACACCACUUUCAUUUCCUAACCUUUUGCUUCCAAUUAUAUAGAAAAUUAUUUUUGUUCUAUUACAUGGUUUUAUUACAUGGAAUACAUUAAAAUUGUUAUAAAAUUA